This is a messenger RNA of Hevea brasiliensis (rubber tree), 3328 nucleotides long. Its product is annotated as protein MLN51 homolog. Gene Ontology annotation, biological process: mRNA processing. Gene Ontology annotation, cellular component: exon-exon junction complex. The record is from RefSeq and is a predicted model, not a curated record. The transcript is spliced from 11 exons. NCBI's taxonomy places the organism in Eukaryota, Viridiplantae, Streptophyta, Magnoliopsida, Malpighiales, Euphorbiaceae. The coding region runs from base 462 to 2699 and encodes 745 amino acids. Gene Ontology annotation, molecular function: mRNA binding.
GUUUCUUUCUUUUUUUUUUUCCUUCCCUCUUUUUCUCCUGUGUCACAUUAUCUAGGGUUUGCUGAAAUCUGUACCACUAGAUCCAGAAGCGUGUGUAAUCCUAAAUUUGAAGGAUAUUUAGGCUUGUAGGGGUUUCGAUUUCGUCUCAUUAUCUCGAAUUAGCGUUUGGUUUAUUCGAGAAUUUUGAACAUUUAGGGUUUUGCUGGUUUUGGUUAACCACAAUUUCUUAAUUUGGCUUCUGAGAAUGGGUUUUUGGGGCUUCUAAUUACGUUAGUUUCCCAUUAGUUUGCGUUUGUUUUGGGCCUUUUUCGGUUUGUGAAUUCACCUGGUGCUUCUACAGUUGGUGUUUGAUCUCUGAGAAAUUUUUGGGAGUUUCAGGGUUUAGGCUUGUUUUGUUUGGCUUUUAAUUGUCUCUAAAUUGGCUUUCUUUGGGUGAAAGUUUUAUUAUAGUUUUGGUUUUAAUGGCGAAGGUGGGUGAAGAGGACGUUGAAUAUGAUAGCGAUCCUGAGGAGGAAAAGCGCAUGCUGGGGAUUAGAAGACGUGAAGCGGCAAGCGACGAUGAGGAAGGCGAAGGGGAAGACAAAACAGGAAUGGAUCGUAGGGCCAUUCACUCUGAUGAAUUGGAUGUUCAGGGUGGGGCUGAAUAUGAGAGCGAUCCUGAGGAGGAAAAGCGCCUGCUGGGGAUGAGAAGACGUGAAGCGGCAAGCGACGAUGAGGAUGGCGAAGGGGAAGAGAAACCAAGAAUGGAUCGGAGAGCCCUUCACUCUGAAGAAUCCGAUGGCCAGGGUGGGGCAGCAGAAUAUGAUGAUGAUGGAGAGGAAGUAGAAGGGGAAGAUGAUGAAGAAGAGGUCUAUGAAGAUGAAGAAGAGGAAGAAGCUUAUGAGGACGAGGAAGAGGAAGAUGAACUUGAUGGGUUUGAUGAAGGGAAAGAAGGGAAUGCGGAGAGAGGAGGAGGUGGUGGUGGAGUGGAGGUUAAGGUGAAGGAAGUAGAGGGGAGGAAGGUGGAGGAAGGGGCAGAUGUGAAAGCAGCGGAGAAUCAUGUGGAGGAGGAGGAGGAUGAAGAGGGGAGAAAGGAGAAUGAACCAUUUGCAGUACCCACUGCUGGUGCUUUUUACAUGCAUGAUGAUCGGUUUAGAGACAAUGCUGGUGGUCGACACAGGAGAACAUAUGGCGGAAGGAAGUUGUGGGAGUCCAAAGAUGACAAGAAAUGGGGGCACGACAAGUUUGAGGAGAUGAAUUUGCAGGAAAGGCAUUAUGAACAGGGAAGAAGGGGUUCUAAAGGUAAUUUUCGAGGUCGUGGUGGGAAAAGUCGAGCUCCAGACCGUGGAUAUGCUAGAAGGAACAAAUCUAAAACGUUCAGCAAUGGUAACAAUCAGAGUCAGCCACCUAAAGGUGUGAGAGGGAGGGGGCCUAGAAAGUAUGAACCUACAUGGAAGACCGGCAGCCUGGCACCUCCAGCACAAAACAAACAGCCUGAGAAGUCAUUAGAUAAAACUUCACAUAAUAAUUCUGGGAGAGCUUUUACUCCAACACCAAAUACAGAACCUGAUCAAGUGCUUCCUGCCAGAAAACAUUCAAGCUUGAGUUCUGCUUCUCCUCCUUUUUAUCCUUCUGGAUCUUCGAAUAAAGAUAUUCCUUUGACUCAGAAAAGGAAUGUACAAGCUGGAAGUACAAGCAGGAAUAUUCGUACUUCUGUUAUCAAUGAAAGUUUCUCCAUGCAGAAAGCCAGUGCAUUGGCACGGGGGAAGAAUAUAGCUGAUUCUGUUGGUAUUGACAAGCUUUACAGUGAUGAUUCUGUUACUUCAGUGGCUGGGAAGUCCUUGAACACUAUGCAAAUGUCACCUGGAUCUUCCUUGGUCAAUACCAUGCAAUCCUCUCAAUCUAGAACUCAAGGAAGGGGUGUAGCUAUUUCAAGUCAGACGACUUAUCAAUCAGCCCCUGUGCAAAACCAAGUCAACAGAGCCUCAUCUGCAACACAGCCCCAUUCUGUUCAGCGGAGUCCUGUUCAAAAUCGUGCCCAACCUUCUGUCCUAGCUCCUGGUCAGCAGUUCGGACAGCGUACUGGUACUGGAUCUCAAGCUUCUUCACCCCCAAAAACAGUUUUGUCAAUAAAUUCGUACGAGUCUGGGGAGACUGAAACUACUUCAGAAUCAAGUAAAUCUAAAGGUGCAUUGGUUGGAAAGGGAAAAGAAAGCAUUCAAGGGAGCGGAAGAGGCUCUUUUCUGUAUGGCGGUACACAGGUUAUGGGAGCAUCAGGGAAUAUGGGUGUUGGUCAUGGUGAUCAGAACUUUCCUGCAACUCCAGCCUUCUUGCCAGUUAUGCAAUUUGGGGGCCAGCAUUCCGGUGGUAUUGGAGUUCCUGCUGUUGGCAUGGCGUUUCCUGGAUAUGUUGCUCAACCUCAACUUGGUUUAGGAAAUUCUGAAAUGACAUGGCUACCAGUUUUGGCUGGUGCUGCGGGUGCUUUAGGGGCUACUUAUUGUUCACCUUAUAUUGGCGUUGAUGGGGCUUAUCAUGCUCGCCCAUCUGGACAGACAUCUUCUGUGGGUUCUUCGAGCAAAGAGAGUGACAAUAUUAACAAGUCCAAUAAUGAAUGGAAACCUUCUCAGAGACCUGAGCUUGUGAAUGAUGAGUUUGGGCAAAGACAAAAGCCUCGCAGAUACUCAGAGAUGGAUUUUAAGCAGCCAAGUACAAGUACUUAGAUAAGGAGGACCAUAUUUGAAUAAGCAUAUAAAGGCCCUUGAUCUGGCCCCGUCUGUUCUCCAAAGUCUGUUCUGGAGUGCUUUGGGCUGCAAUAUGCUCCAGGAUAUUUUAGCUAUAUGAUAAAAACACCUGCUCAUGCUGCAUUCAAUUUAAGAACAAAAUUGUGGCUUGACGGGUGGUAGUUUCUUGUUUAAAUGUGAGGUUUUCUUGUGGUUUGGUUUUUUAGUGAAGCUUGAGAGAAAUGUAUGCGGGCUUCUCCAAAAACUAUAUACUAAAAAAAUUUGAAGAAGAACAAGAACUAUUGUGCAGAAGCUGUUUGGUUGGUAACGUUGAGUUUUCCUAUUUAUAUAAGUAGAUGGUGUUUGAGUUUUCCAACCGACUUUUGAUGACCUUAACUUUGUGGUUGAGUCUGGUUUCGAGAGUACUUUAAUGUGGGAUUUCUAUUUAGAUGAGGACUGCCUACUUGGUAAAGAUACUGCAGGGUAGAGAAUUUAAUUGUUAAGUGGACAAAUAUUGUGUUGACAAAUGCUUUUUAAAGCUAUGGACUGGGCUAUGAUUUAAAUGUUACUCUUGUUCAUGUUAUGACGAAAUUGAGGCAAUAAAUUUUCUGUGCCGCAUUAAUAUUUUA